Molecule: messenger RNA, 522 nt
Organism: Solanum dulcamara
Lineage: Eukaryota; Viridiplantae; Streptophyta; Magnoliopsida; Solanales; Solanaceae
Exons: 2
Coding region: 35-367 (110 amino acids)
Source: RefSeq, a predicted model, not a curated record
CAAAUUUUACAAACUCAAAGAGUGCUUCAACAAUAUGAGAUCUCUCUCUAUUUUCUUCUUCCUCCUCCUAUCUCUUACUUUGUUGGGGUAUGUAAUUAGUGAUGGUCCAGAAGAAUAUUGGAAGAGCAAAAUGAAUGGAGAUCCUAUGCCUAAAGCACUCAAGGACCUUCUUAAUGAUCAAUAUCAAGAUUUUCCAGUAGAAAGGAACAAAUAUCUUAGAGAUUUUGAUUUGAAGGCUAAUAUUAUUAUUUAUCAUAAUGAUGUUGAUAUAUAUCCAAAAAGAUCCAGGCCUACUCCUAAGGAUGAUCAUUUUUCAGAAACAAAAGAAGAAGAAGAAGAUCAAAGGAGAAAAACUGUAGAUCCAUGAAAUUAAUUAAGCUUAAUUAUAUACGUCUUUUUUUUUUUUGAAUGUUAUGUUUCUUAAUUACUUAGUUAAUUACAGUAUUAAGCUUCUUGUUGAUUAAUUAGCUGUUGUUUAGUUGCUAUUUGUAAUUAUACCUAAGUAAAUAAAAAAUUAUCAGU